UGUGUGUGUGUGAGUGCGUGUGUGAGUGCGUGUGUGUGUGAGUGUCUGUGUGUGUGAGUGAGUGAGCGGGCGGGCGGGCGCGAGUGUGGCCGCCGCGGAGCGCGAGCAGGACCCGGCGGGCGCGCUCCCCAGCCUCUCUGUCCCCGCCAGAACCAUGUCGGGCAGGUCGGUUCGAGCCGAGACCAGGAGCCGGGCCAAAGAUGAUAUCAAGAGGGUCAUGGCGGCUAUCGAGAAAGUGCGCAAAUGGGAGAAGAAGUGGGUGACCGUUGGUGACACGUCCCUGCGAAUCUACAAGUGGGUCCCUGUGACAGAGCCAAAGGUUGACGAUAAAAACAAGAAUAAGAAAAAAGGCAAAGAUGAGAAGUGCGGCUCGGAGGUGACCACUCCGGAGAACAGCUCCUCCCCGGGGAUGAUGGACAUGCAUGACGACAACAGCAACCAAAGCUCCAUAGCCGACGCCUCCCCCAUCAAGCAGGAGAACAGCAGCAACUCGAGCCCUGCUCCGGAGCCCGCCGCAGCUGUGCCGGGCGAUGGCACCGAAGCCAAGGCGGACGAGGCCCAGGCCGACGGGAAGGGGCACCCCGGGGCCGAAGAAGCUUCUGACGAGCAGAAUUCACAGUCUUCGAUGGAACACUCGAUGAACAGUUCAGAGAAAGUGGAACGGCAGCCAUCUGGGGACUCGGGGCUGGCCGCGGAGACGUCAGCAAUCUCUCAGGAUUUGGAAGGUGUGCCGCCCUCUAAAAAGAUGAAACUGGAGGCCUCUCAACAAAACUCCGAAGAGAUGUAGACAAUAAGCAAAACCCUCCGGUCCAUGUUUCAUGGAAGGUACAUCAGCAAUUAAUUCUAGAACAACUUUGCCCGAGCGACUCCUCUUGGGUGCGAACAGAACUACUAACGUUUCAAGUUUACCAAGUGCAAAUCCAAGAAAACCUAGAACGGCGUAACUUCUCAGACACUGAAGAACUCUGCUGUGAGGCGAAACACUCGAACCUUUAAGCGGCUGUCCUUGGGGAGGCGGGCCGGCAGCCGGGAGCGUCUGCACACUGUCUCGGAAGCCGAGGUUGCGUUUGUGUUGCUGCUGUGUUUUUUUUCCACUUCUCUAUUUAACGAUAUAAGCUAUUUGAGGGUGGUACCGAUCAGGAAUUCGCUUUUCGUCGGGGCUUUUCACACUGUUCAACCGAUUCCUUCUGCUUUCUGUUUUUGUGCCUUGUGCCCUUGAGGUGACCUCUGGCAUGUUUCCUGGUUGUUUUGCAUCUUCCUUUGCAAAGUGCCGUCUUGGUUCGUUGGGGCGGCAGCUGCCACCGCGCUCACCUCUCUCCUCCGUGCCCCAGGACUUUAUCAGGGCAGGCCGGGCGGGGCAGGGGGCUCCUCGGCGCCCACCUGGUUUGCAGGUGCAGGGAGCUCCGGCCCCUCUUGAGCCCUGGGUGGGGUCCACACCGGCCUCCAGGGCCCGAGGAGUUGCAGAUGUGGGGCAUGGUCCCCAAUGGCUGGCCUCCUCGGUCCAGACUGGGCACUCCAUAUGCCCUCGCUUCCUGGGGGCCUCUGAGGCUGGGUGUUCGCGAGCCUACAGCGGCCCCGAUGGACAUGCAAAGCCCUUAGAUUUUUCUGGCACUUCCACUCUAUUGCCCCCACCCCCACCCCCGGUUUGUUCCAGACCUCCGAGGAUGAAACGGCUUCUCUGGCUGCUGCGAGGCUCGUCUCCUAAGACGCUAAUGGCCGGGGAGGCUGAGCGCAGGCGGCAGGAGUAGCUGGUGCUGAACUUUCUCUCCUAGGACGUUGCUUGGAUUUGAAAUCCACAGUCACCCGCUUCCCUCCGCCUCCUCUGCGCCCCGGUCGUGCCCCGAGAGGCAGGAUUGCGGCCAAUCACAGUCCACUCGCUUCUGCGUGACGUUCUGACAGUCCGGUCGUGUCUCCUUCCCGGAACGUGCUAUGUAUGUGGGUCCCCACGGGGGAGCAGGCCUUGAUGGUUGGGCCUCCAAGGCCAGAAACAAGGCACCCGGGAGUUAGAAAGAUUUGUACACCCUUCCGAAAGGAGAGACGGGCUCACCCUCCGUCCCCGCCUGCGCUGGGACCACGUCCUCUCACUCAGCCCUGAUGCCCCCUUGGACGAGCUGCCUGGUCGUUCGGUUCUGAGGCCUGGUUUGCUCCUAACGUACGGACUCCUCAGACCUUAAACCCUUUCCUGAGCUUUCUUUACUGCACUGGAGUUCUAACUCCCUUUGAGUUGUGUGUUGGGGGGUGGGGGGAUCGUGGGUUUUGUUGUGUUUUUUUGUUUGUUUUUUUCUUUUUUUUUUGGCUAAUUGGUGCAUAUUCAGGUACCACCUUUGACGUGUGGAUCUUUCUCCUGACCACCAUGGAAAGCGCCUGCCAGAUUCCAUUUUCUAAGGGUUUCUGAGGGUGAGGCUCUUACUUUUUUUUUUUUUAAAGGGAGCCUGUCUACUUCCUGCACUUCAAGAAGAAUCAAAAUGUUCCUGAAUUUCAAAUACCUCAUGCAAAAUGUCUCCUGAAAUAAGGGAAAAAAAAAAAAAAAGAAACUUUGCAAAAUCUUAAUGUUGAAGUUAGCAAUGCCGAAAGGUUUCUGUCUUAAAAAAAAAAAAAAAAAAUCCUCGUACUUACCAAUUUUGCCCCUCAGGCAGGCAGUUCUGUCGAGAACUGGGUUCCGCGGCGGCGCAGAAGCAGCCAGAUGCGUCCCUCCCGGCGCCCCCGCGCUUCACCUCCAGGCCCUGUAGAGUUAGAGUCGCGUUUUUCUUUGCAUCGAAACUCCAUUUUGACGGAAGAUGAAUUUGGAUACUUACGUGCUUUUCUUUUUUGGGAAACGAGAGGUUACAACCAAGACAGCUGAAGGAGAACGAGACACACGCAGCCACGGACACGGAGGGCGAGGGGAGUUGGCGCGGUUGAGGAUGAAGGUGACGAAGACGUCCACGGUACCGAGGCUGUCACUAGUUUUUCUCUGAAGUGCCUGAAGGUAGGAAUGGGCCAGAGGCUGGGACCCACCGGGCCCGGCCGCGGCCACGCCAGGCAGAGCGCCAGCAGCCCCGCACUCCACGCUGGCCGCGAGGGCCUUCCACGCGGGCGACGAGACUGCGAAAUCCCAUGUGCUUCCUUCCCGGCGCGGUCCGCUCCCCGGAGCCGCUGCCCCCAGCCCGCACCCUCGCCUCCCCCACCACUGAAUCCAAGACCUUUCGGCCGCCAGCCGGGGUGGGGGUCCUAGGCGAAGGCCUUCCGCGGACAUCGGCCCGUGGCCUAAAGGGCUCCCAGGGCAAACUUGAUUCCCCCAAAACUUGAAGUCGUGGAAGCUGCGGCUACACAUUCCACAAAGUGCUGGCACUUACACCCACAACCCGGAAGGCUGCUGACCGAUUCAUGUAGGGUGGUGACCUCCCAUUAUCAAACGGUGUCAUGGUUUGGAAUGUUCAUUAUCGCCGAGGACCUGGUUAGAGGCAUAAAGACCUUUUUUCACCGUUACCUAAUGUUUUUUUUUUCCUUCUUAUGAUCUUUUUUUUUUUUUUUGGUGUGUUGUACAGCAGUAUAAUUUUUCACUUAUUUAUUCCAUCAGUAGAUAUGGUUUGUACAAUGUACAAUGGUUCCAUUUCAGAAAAUAAAAAAAAAGUUCAAAUCAUGA
Molecule: messenger RNA, 3625 nt
Organism: Microcebus murinus (gray mouse lemur)
Lineage: Eukaryota; Metazoa; Chordata; Mammalia; Primates; Cheirogaleidae
Gene: BCL7A
Product: BAF chromatin remodeling complex subunit BCL7A
Source: RefSeq, a predicted model, not a curated record